CAAGAUUAUAAUGAGUAUAUGUGGACUAUGAGAAAAGAUUUUUCUGAACCUGAACCUGAACCUGUUCUUAAUAGAGUAAAAAACUUGACAGUAAAAGACAACGAAGUCUAACAACCAUUUUUAGCUCAACAAUGUCGCAAUCAGAGAAUGCAAUGAUCGGAAAAUUAGCCAAUGUAAUAAAUGAUGAGAAUUACUAUUACAUUGGCGUAAAAGCUUCCCCUUUUGCGAUUGAUUGUGCUGUAUUUGGUUUAAAUCCGGACGAAGUUUCGGCACUUUCCAAGCGUUUUCCAAACUCUGGGACAAAUGUGCUCAACGGCGUUAUGAUUAAAGGACCACCUUUUUCCAUUAUUAAUGCCCUGGCAGAAUUAGGAUAUCGAGUUGUCUGUAGCACAGGAGAGACCGAAAUACUUUGGACGAUGCAGAGGGAAUUAUAAAAUCAACAAUUAUUCUCAGGACUACAAUUUAUAAGUAUUACUAAAAAAUGAAAAAAAAAAAAAAAAAAAAAGAGAAAAAGAAGAUAGUAGUACUUAUAUACAUAAAAUAUGCGUGUGCGCUUAUUACUGUGCACGUAAAUUAAACA
Molecule: messenger RNA, 580 nt
Organism: Eufriesea mexicana
Lineage: Eukaryota; Metazoa; Arthropoda; Insecta; Hymenoptera; Apidae
Exons: 3
Coding region: 132-434 (100 amino acids)
Biological process (GO): negative regulation of biosynthetic process
Source: RefSeq, a predicted model, not a curated record